Peromyscus eremicus (cactus mouse) is the source of this 1836-nucleotide messenger RNA. RefSeq names its product solute carrier family 52 member 3 (gene Slc52a3). Gene Ontology annotation, cellular component: plasma membrane. The coding region runs from base 55 to 1449 and encodes 464 amino acids. NCBI's taxonomy places the organism in Eukaryota, Metazoa, Chordata, Mammalia, Rodentia, Cricetidae. The transcript is spliced from 4 exons. The record is from RefSeq and is a predicted model, not a curated record. Gene Ontology annotation, molecular function: riboflavin transmembrane transporter activity. Gene Ontology annotation, biological process: riboflavin transport.
GCCCUUCUGCAGCUGACCUGGAGGACAGACAGCGUCUGGCUCAGGCUGCCCACAAUGGCCCUCCUGACACACCUGUUGGUCUGCGUCUUUGGCAUGGGCUCCUGGGUAGCCAUCAACGGGCUCUGGGUGGAGCUGCCCCUGCUGGUGACUGAGUUGCCCGAGGGCUGGUACCUGCCCUCCUACCUCACCGUGGUCAUCCAGCUGGCCAACAUAGGCCCCCUCCUAGUCACCCUGUUGCACCGCUUCCAACCUGGCUGCCUGUCUGAGGUGCCCGUGAUCUUCCUCAUCCUGUGCAUAGGCACAGCUGCCUGCAUCCUCUUGGCCUUCCUGUGGAACACAACCUCCUGGAUACAGGGCGGACGCCAUAGUGUGGCCUUCAUCGUCCUCACCUUCUUCCUGGCCCUGGUGGACUGCACCUCCUCUGUCACUUUCCUGCCCUUCAUGAGCCAGCUGCCCACGUACUAUCUCACCACCUUCUUCAUAGGAGAGGGGCUCAGCGGCCUCCUGCCUGCACUGGUGGCUCUUGCCCAAGGCUCAGGCAUCACCACCUGUAUCAACGCCACACAGACACCAGGCACCACCUUGAGCCCCGUGACCACGGUGGAGACCCACGUCACCCAGACAACCCACAGCCCUUCUUCCCUGUCAGCCCUCGCCUGGCACCUGGAGAGUCGCUACCUGGCCCCACGCUUCUCACCGCUGCUGUUCUUCCUACUGCUCUCCUUCCUGAUGGGCUGCUGCCUGGUCGCCUUUUUCCUCCUGCAGCGGCAGCCCUGGGGACGGCAAGGCUCCAUAGAGGACCUUCUCCACUCCCAGGUCACCCUGCACUCCAUCAGGCCACGAGACACAGAGGACACCGGCUCACUGGGUACCUACGUGAGCAGCCCAGGCAAGGAGUCGGUGGAAGUCAGUGCAGCCCCCCUCCGCCCAGCCCAGCUGGCCUUCAUCUACUCGGUGGUGGCCUUUGUCAACGCUCUCACCAAUGGCGUGCUACCUUCAGUGCAGACCUACUCCUGCCUGCCCUAUGGACCUGUUGCCUACCACCUGUCUGCCUCCCUCAGCUCCGUGGCCAGCCCUCUCGCCUGCUUCCUCCCCACCUUCCUGCCUAACAGGUCACUGUUGUUUCUGGGGUUGCUCACGGUGCUGGGAACCAGCUUUGGGGCCUACAACAUGGCCAUGGCUGCCAUGAGCCCCUGCCCCGUCCUGCAGGGUCACUGGGGUGGAGAAGUCCUCAUCGUGCUCUCCUGGGUGCUGUUUGCAGCUUGUCUCAGCUACGUCAAGGUGAUGCUGGGUGUGAUCUUGCGUGACCGGAGCCGCAGCGCCCUCUUGUGGUGUGGGGCAGCAGUGCAGCUGGGCUCCCUGAUUGGCGCCCUGCUCAUGUUCCCACUGGUUAACGUGCUGAAGCUCUUCUUGUCUGCUGACUACUGCAGCCUGGACUGUCCCGUCUAGCCUCACUUGGCCACCACAGGACACCAGGACACCAUCGCUGAGGUGGACAACCAGGACCCAGAGAGGCAAGGUUAACAACUCCUGCCCCCUUCUCCGUGAGGGCAUAGAUCUGGGUCCGAGCUUUUUUUACCCAAAAGGCCUCCUCCUGACCUGGAGCUGAAACGCGCAGCCCUCCCCCAACCCUGUGCCCCAGUGCUGAUGAGCCCCAGCUGCGGACUUCAUUCUCGGACUUCUGAGAGAUCUGGUUUGUAGCAUUCAGCCUGAGGCAGCCCAAGGACAUUAGGGGGAGAUCUCUGAGAGAUUAAGUUUCCCCUUGCCUGCUGUGAGAACUUAGGGAAGUCGACUCUCUAGGCCUGUUUCCUCAUUAAAGGAGGGCUGUAGUAAGCA